Messenger RNA from Thlaspi arvense, 963 nucleotides. The record is from the annotation of a GenBank genome assembly. Lineage: Eukaryota; Viridiplantae; Streptophyta; Magnoliopsida; Brassicales; Brassicaceae.
AUGACUGCAGCAGUAGCAGGGGGAAUUCCUGCAGGUGCAGCAGUUCUAUUUGCUGGUCCAGCCAUUGCGCUAGCUUGGUGGCUGAGAACCGAGGAAGACCCUGAGGUUAACUUUGGACAACUCAAAAGGUUAUUAUUGCGUGAACUGCUAGUUGCUACAGAUAACUUUAGCAAUAAAAAUGUAUUGGGAAGAGGCGGUUUUGGUGAAGUGUACAAAGGACAUUUAGCUGAUGGCUCUCUAGUGGCUGUGAAAAGGCUAAAAGAAGAGGUUAACAAGGGUGGGGAACUGCAGUUUCAAACCAAGGUUGAGAUGAUUAGUAUGGCCGUUCAUAGGAACUUGCUUUGGCUUCGUGGAUUUUUCAUGACUCCAACUGAGAGAUUGCUCCUUUAUCCUUACAUGGCUAAUGGAAGUGUUGCUUCUUGUUUAAGAGAACGUCCUGAAGGCAAUCCAGCACUUGAUUGGCUAAAAAGAAAGCAUAUUGCUCUGGGAGCAGCAAUGGGGCUUGCGUAUUUACGUGAUCAUUGCGACCAAAAGAUCAUUCACACGGACAUGAAAGCUGCUAAUAUAUUGUUAGAUGAACAGUUUGAAGUCGUGGUUGGAGAUUUUGGGCUUGCAAAGCUCAUGAAUGAUAAUGACUCUCAUGUGACAACUUCUGUAUGUGGUAUGAUUGGUCAUAUAGCAACUGAGUACCUUUCGACUGGGAAAUCGUCUGAGAAAACUGAUGUUUUUGGAUAUGGAGUCAUGCUUCUAGAGCUCAUCACUGAACAGAAGGCUUUUGAUCUUGUUCGGCUUGAAAAUCAUGAUGAUAUCAUGUUACUUGACUGGUUUUUGAAAGAGAAUAAGUUGGAAAGUCUUAUGGAUGCAGAGCUUGAAGGAAACUUUGUGGAAAAGGAAGUGGAGCAGCUAAUUCAAAUGGCUCUGCUCUGUACUCAAAGCUCUUCAUUUGAAUGUCUGAAGUGGUGA